Molecule: messenger RNA, 9541 nt
Organism: Bursaphelenchus xylophilus (pine wood nematode)
Lineage: Eukaryota; Metazoa; Nematoda; Chromadorea; Rhabditida; Aphelenchoididae
Source: the annotation of a GenBank genome assembly
AUGGUGUUGGCGUCGCUGCCUCCUGCUCAUGUCCUGCAGGCCCAGUUAAGACCGGAUAAGGACCGACCCCACCCGUCGUCAGCCCCUCCGAAGUCCACAAUUUCCGUGGCCUCAUCGCCCGUUGCAAGUAGUGUCUCGGGGACCCUAAAAGCAAUUGGAAACGUUCUGGAUACGGCUUUCAACUUGCCUAGGAUGAUCUCGGACGAAAGAACUACCAGUUACAGCCCUCAGAGUCUGCCUGAACCCCUUCCGAAGAGACAUUAUUAUGAUGUUAGAGAUGUGAAGGCACAUCCAGUAGUGGUGAUCUACAACCCUCAUACUGGCGGAUUCCAAACCAUUGAUGCUCCUUCCGGCAAGUUUUUACCCAUUAUGUUCAAGUUUAUUUCGUUUGAAAUUCGAAUUUUCAACUUCCCGCCAAUUAAAAAAUUUCUUGGCAUUUCGUUGCAUGUCACUCUAGUUUAAGUUUUUGAGUAAUUACAUUGUUUUUUGAGUGUUUUUGAGUUCUAUUUAGUCAAAAAUCAUUUCGGAACUAAGAAGGAAGUUCCAAUUUAAAGAAAACUUUUACAACCCAUUUGAGGAAAGAACGCGCGCCGAAAGACGUAAAGUAAUCUAGCUAAAACAGGACCUUAGGGCUUGUUUAGACAAUUUAGAGGUCUGACUUGAUUCCUCGAAUUAACUUUGAUGAUCAGAAAACGUAAGUUUUGUAGUAGUCAUACGAAAUGUUAGGUCUUCUAAGAUUUUUUGAUAGAAUUUUAAUCUGGACGGGAUUUGACAAGUUUUGAUCGAACUUUAGAGCCCUCGUCUCCGAUUAUCCGAAUCCCAUCGGCCGAAAAUCAACGGGCCAAUGCUCUUCUGGCAUUCUCCAAAUCCUUCAAAAAGAUAAAACGGGCCAAAACAAUGACCAAUCAUGAUCAUCGCAAGAAGCGGAAGAGGAAAAGAAAAUGCCUGAGGCGUCGACGGUCCGCUCCCAUUCUUCGAACAACCGUAAAGGAGGAAUUGAUCUGGGCAUUUGUGAACAAUAUUGACCUGAGCCAGCCGGGGAGAUUACAGACGGUGGAGAAUAAUUUAAAUGGCGACAGGUUGAGUGUCUCCAGCCAUGAUCGGAAGCGCAGUUCAUCGCUGAUUCCAUACAGUGACAAGGAGAAAAAGAAAGCGCCCGAUAAACAGGAGCUGCUGAAGAAGAAGGUCCCGCUCACAGAAGUCUACAAGAAUAAGGUUAAAAAUUAAAAAAAAACUUUUGGCCUAAAGGUCGUUGGCAAAGAAAUCUAAUAAGAAAAGUUCGAGAAAGAAGAAUAAUAUUAAUUUUUGAAUUUCAGAGCUCUUUAUUCAACCGAGAUCAAAAGGAGAAUGACCCCGGGGCGUUUUAUAAAUCGAUUGAUGUCAUGCCCAACAUGAAUGUGGGACCCAACAAAAAAUCGAUGCCUUUGGUUGGCGAAUUGGUAAGUAGAACCGUUCAAGUGUCAGAAAUCUACUGACUCUUUGAAUGAAUUAGGGAUUUUCAAUGAAUUCUAAGAUUUCUAAAAAUAGAAGAAGUUCUGACAAUAAAAGAAAUCAAUUUCUUGAUGAUUGAAAAUAAUCUAUUUCCAAUUGCACAAUCUGUUCUUUCUAUUUACAUCGCAUAUGAAUGCCAUAAAUAUCAUCCACAGUCUAUCUCACCUGCUUCAGUACUUUUUGUACAAUCACAGAUCUUAUAUUCCGUUCCUAUCCAUCACCCUUUACAACGCCUUUAUAAAUUAUCGAAUCACUUCUGUCCAUUAUAAACAAUCUUUGGUUAUAGGUGCUCCAGGUAAGCCGGUGGCGGUCACAGUUCUGUAGAUUACUCGGUGAAAGGGCCAAGUUUAUUUCUUUCGGUGUUUUCUUCCCGUUUAUUUCACCUUCCACAUCAGCACUUUGGAAGGAUUUGAAGGUGUCAGGAUGACUUAUUUUUUGGAAAUUACGAAAUAAAAAAAUGUCAUCUCACACCUUUGUCUCCAUCCCAGUGCACUGUAAUUUAGUUUUUCUCACUUUCCGCACUUCGCACAGCAUAUAUUAUACCUAGCGUAAUAUAAAAAAUAUCCGGUAUAAUAUAAAAUAGUGUUACAUCUAAUGUAAUAUUGCCAUCUUGUAAUGUUUUAGUGAGCUUUUCCCAAUUUCAGUUUUGAUUUUCAUAACUUUUGAAUGGUUUCCCUUCCCUAACCCUUCGUAUUUUACAUCACUCGUUUCACUUGGUUCACUCUCACUAGUCCGAAUGUAAAAUACUUUAUUGUAUUUUACAUCAAAUGUGAUCGUCCUCACCUUUAUCGACACAGUUUUGUGAUUAGUCCACUUUUUCUCAUCACUGGUUACUAAGAGGAUUACUGUAUCAAGAAUUUAAAUGGUCAUUUCAGACUGUGGCCACGAAUCGGGCUCAGGCCGUAUUGGCCAAUGCCUCCAAAACGACGAUGCACGAUGAGGAGCUGGUAAGUUUGGACUACUGUUGCAUCGUAUUUUGCAAAUAAAAUAUAAUUUUUUUAAUGAAGGUUACUGAAUUUAAUUUUUAAUAGGGGUUCUAAAGUAAUGUUUUAGAAAAUGCUUGUGUAUCGAAAGACCCUCCAAGCCCUGAUCUAUCCCAUCAGUGCCACGACUCCUCACAAAUUCCAGACCACCAAUUUCCAGACCCCCACUUGGUGUUAUGAAUGUGAAGGAUUACUCUGGGGAUUGGCCAGACAAGGCCUCAGAUGUACUGAAUGCGGGGUCAAAGUUCAUGAAAAAUGUCGCGAACUCCUGAGUGCUGACUGUUUACAACGUAAGGAUCCUACUUUUUCGUGAGCUUGCACUGCUUAAGAGUAAUGCUUAUAAGGAUUAAUUCAUCCUUUAGGUGCCGCUGAAAAAUCAAAUAAACAUGGAGAAGGCGAUAAAGCCCAGAAUUUGAUAGCUGCAAUCAGAGAUCGAAUGAAAAUCCAAGAACGAAAUAAACCAGAGAUAUUCGACACCAUCAAGACUAUCUUUAAUGUGGAUGAUCGAACUCAACAAGAAACGUUGAAGAAUGUGAAGAACUCGAUUCUCGAAGGGAGCUCCAAAUGGAGUGCUAAAAUUCACUUAACUAGUAAGUUAUUCCUCGAGUCUACUGGUAGUAAAAUUUCUUAAUAGUUCAUGGAAACCUAAGGAUUAACAAUCAUGAUAUAUAAAGUAAUAUAAUUCUUUUAGUAAUCUGUGCCAAAGGCCUAAUUGCCAAGGACAAAACGGGUAAGAGCGAUCCUUAUGUGACAGCUCAGGUGGGCAAGACCAAGAAGAGAACCAGUACCAUCCAUCAGGAGCUGAAUCCAAGUUGGAAUGAGAAGUUCACAUUGUAAGUGGUCCAAGAGCCAAAAAAUUUUAAAAAAAUCAUUUAGUGAAUGUCACAACUCAACGGAUCGCAUCAAAAUACGGGUUUGGGAUGAGGAUAAUGAUCUCAAAAGUAAAUUGCGACAGAAAUUGACUCGAGAAUCGGACGAUUUCCUGGGGCAAACCAUCAUCGAAGUGAGAACAUUGAGCGGAGAAAUGGAUGUCUGGUAUAAUUUGGGUGAGUGUUCACCUUGAAUAAAUAUUUUUUUUUAGAAAAGCGAACUGACAAGUCUGCGGUCAGCGGAGCGAUCCAUCUGAACAUAAAAGUGGACAUAAAAGGAGAAGAACGCCUCGCUCCCUACCAUCUACAGUACACCUGUCUUCACGAACAUAUGUUCCAAAAUUAUUGUCAAGGAGAUACGGUGAAGAUCCCUGAGGCCCGAGGCACGGAAGACAGUUGGAAGACCUACUUCGAUGAUGUUGGCCAGGAAAUUGUCGACGAAUUCGCGAUGAGAUUCGGCGUUGAGAACAUCUAUCAGGUAUGUGCGUUGAAAGGAGAAUAAUUUUGCAAAGUGUUCAUGCAUAAUCAGCAACGUUAUCUUUCAAAUCUUCAGGCAAUGACGCACUUUGCUUGCCUGUGCAGCAAGUACAUGUGUGGCGGUGUCCCGGCGCUUCUGUCGACCUUAUUGGCCAACAUAAACGCCUAUUACGCGCAUGCGACGGCCACGUCCGCCGUCUCGGCACCCGAUCGAUUCAACGCGAGCAAUUUUGGGAAGGAUCAGUUUGUCCGGCUGCUGGAUCAAUUACACAAUGGCCUCAGGAUUGAGUUGGGAAUGUACAGGGUCAGUUCAAUUUUGUUUUUUUGUAAAGUGGAGGGGCGGAGUAAUGAAACAAAUGUUUUAACUCAAAGUAGUCGUUUGUUAAAUGUAUUAUAAUUAAAAAAAUACAACGUCAGAUUAAUUUGUUGUUGUAAUAAGUGUAAUUGAAGCCAGGAUUUCAAUAUCCUUAAGUGAUUUCGCCUUGCUUUUCUCGUUUCCCUCAAAUUCUGUUGGAAUCCGAAUCUUCUCGAAUCUUCUGAUAGUCUUUCUUUUCCAAAAAAUUUACACUUUAUUGUUUGAACACAGUUUUUCCGUCUUCUGCGGUCUUAAAAUUACAUCUGAAAUGUCUUUUUUCCCGAAUUCAACAUCAUUUUUUCGCGGAAUUUAAUAAUAAUAUUCGAAUUUUUGGAGGAAUUGAGAGUGGAUGGAGAAAAAAGUGCAAGUUAUGAUAUCAGAUGUUUUGAACUUGGGAGUUUUGACAACAAAUAUUGACCCCUAGGAGUCAUCAGAUGAUGUUUUUAUUAAUGGUUUUCUGAAGAAUCCGAAAAAUGUCGCUACAAACCCUUUUAAUUUUAGCGGUAAUCGGGAUAUAACAUUAUAUACUUCGAUAUAACAUAGGCAAACUCUGGGUGGGGGCGAAGACAUUAAUAGAGAGUUCAGGACCAAAUCUAGUCAUGGAUAAUAUCAGAACACAAAGGUGAGGCCCUAAUAUUUUUGUGGAAGCUGCAGAGGACCUCGGGGUGGAUAAAGCGGCCGUAAUCAGUGGCCGGAUUGACGCAAAAGCGGCCCUUUCCGGACUCCCGACCAGCGAGAGAUUUGAGGAUACAUAACAUAACGCCCCAAGGGUGCGCUCUCUUACAUUUCGUUUAAUUUGGAAUUACAUAAGUCUGGAGGGGAUUUUUAUGGGGAUUAGGAAUGGAAGCGACUCGAUUCACGGGUUCAUAGCCUCAGGGAAGGGAGUGUUUUCCGAUGAUACGUAGGUAAUAAUGGGCUGAUUACGGAGAAUAUAAUUUACUUUUAUGGGCUUUUUAUGGGCACGACGGCAAUUGGGAAUGAGAUAGGACGAAAUUCUCGAGUUUUCUGCAAUUUCAAAGACUUUUUUUUGGAUUAAAUAUCUACUAAAUACAAUAUCAAUUUCAUAAGCCGUCAUGUUGUUGACAGACGAAGGGGCAGGAACAUAUCUUUCCCAAGUCUUCGGCUAAUCUCACUCCCAUGCCCUAUAAAUUUUAAAGAACUGCCCUUGAGGCAAAAGAAGUUGAAUCCUCGCUUUUUGACCGUUGAAAACGAAAUUAAUCUCAAUUAUGGUUCUAAUAUGAGAAGAGUGGUGUCUGGAGGUCUUCCAUAAGUCCUAUUCGAUCUUUCGUUUGCUCAGAAAAUAUAGUAAGCGGCGUAAUUUCCCUUCGAUUAUUUACUAAUGUAAUUCAUGACCCAUCCCAGAGAACUGUUUCUAGAAAACCCGUCCCAAAAUUCAAAUUUCCUGCCCUGAGGGCACCAGUCCAUAAGAACUUUUGUUUGAAACCGCGACCUCAUUUUCGAUUCAGAUUUUUUUACUUUGUGCCCUAAAGGGAUUUUCAUGUUUUUUUAGGGCCAACGCGCCGGCCGAACGGCCGAAAAGUCUAUGCAUUGUUUGGAUGUAACGUCUCUUGCUUUUUUGUCGGUUAAUCCGUCGCUAAUCCCGUCAAGGUCUUCCUCGGGGUUCUGGGUUUCAGCUUGAUGGGCCUGGUCUGAGAUAAUUCGACUAUUCCUUUGACUGUCACACUACUUUGUUUUAUUGUUGUCCUCGAUUUCCUUGUAAAUAGCCCAAUCCUCUUACAUCCUAUCUAUUCCGUCAAGACACUUGUUUUUUUGGCGUCAAGAUGGCUGAUGUAAAGUCUUCCAAAUCGCGGCUGAGUCGUUGUCGAUCGGUGAGACCAAACAGAGCAGUCAAAGGCUCCUUUCGAAAGGUCUCGCAAUUCCCGGGACCCACAAGAACCAGAUCUGUGGAUGGACUGUCGAAUAAUCUGAACACGGAGGUCAGAACUACUCUCAAACCGACAGUAAUCGAUCUGGAUGAUGAAAUGCCUCCAGUUUUCGCCCGUGAUUACGAAAAAGAAGAAGAAGAGAAGGAAAAUCCAUUCAAAGGAAUGGAUCUGGCCAUGUUAUUGCAACUCAGCGACGAGGAAUUAAUUGAAGUGCGACCUUGUUUACAUUACUGUUUACAAAUCGUUGGCUUUAAUUUCACUUUUUGGGACAAAAACUUGAUUAAAAACAUUAUAUAUAGAACAGAAAAAAAUGUAACCUCAGUAAAAUAUGUAAAGGAGAAGGGGGUUAUAAACGGUAAUAUUUAAUUAAUUAAUUCCUUUCAGAAAUUCUUCCCAGCCACGGACAAGGGCAAACUACAGGACCUGAAGAGCACCGUGGAUUUGCUCACAUCCAUUACAUUCUUCCGAAUGAAGGUCUUGGAGCUCGCAAGUCCCCCCAGGGCAUCUACCGUAAUGCAAGGAUGCGUCAAGAAUUGUAUGGAGGUAAGGAUAUUCAAUGAUGCAUUCUUCUGAUGACUGAUCUCAUGGAUACUGUAAAUUGUUUCAGCCGACUUACCACGCUUUGUACGAGAACUGCGCGAACGAGGCGGGUGAUGACAAUAGUGUCAAAUUCUGGUUCGACUUCCUCGAUUACAUAAUGCGAGUCAUCGAGGACGACAAGAACAUUUACACCCCGGUGCUAAACCAAUUCCCUCAAGAACUAAAUGUCGGAAACAUAUCAGCCGCCUGUUUGUGGAAUCAGUACAAAAAUGAUCUACAAGGCAUGCUCAAAGGUAAGAAUUAUGUUCUGAUUCUGACGAGGGGCAACGUGAUAUAAAAAUUGUAUUGAAACUACCUAAAUGACUUACUCUUCGGCUUGUGUGAAAGGACAGGGAAAUAAAAAUGAUCUUUCGAUCUGAUCUGUUCUUUGGAAUAUCAGAUUUACAGUUAGUGAUGACGGAUUUUGCGAUUUUAUUAGCGAAAAAUUAAAAAUUUUUUUAAAAAAUUAAAAUAUGUCAGAAUUACUGUCAUAAAUGAAAUAAAAUAUUUUCAGAGCACGCGGAGAACCCGAACGCCCGCCAAUCGAAGAAUGGCGUCACCGAGUACAUGAACCUCUAUUUCAAAGUCAAGGGUUUCUAUUUCAAGUACAUCGCCGACCUGCCCGAGUACAAGAACUCGAUACCCGAAUUCCCAGCGUAAGUAUCGAGUGUCCCAUAAAUAUGUUGGCUGUUUAGAUGGUUCGGCGGUUUCGUGAUGGAAUGGUUGGGUGAGAACGACGAACAUUCCAUGGACAUUCUCCGGAAUGCCUAUCUGCUGGACAAGGACAACAACUUCCCGCAGACCUCGGAACAUACCAAGUUCAGUAAUAGUGUGGUGGAUGUGUUUGCCAAGUUAAAUCAGGCCUUGACACUCCUUAAACAGAUGGAUUGCCCGAAUCCAGAGGUGGCAGUGGACAUGAUGAAACGGUAAGAGCUUAUUUUUUAUUUUUCACUAGCCAUCUAAAGCUUAAGGUGGCUCAAUUCUGAUGGCUUUCGAUUUUAUAUUCAAAGUUAUUUAUGCGGAACAUACUAUUAUAAACCCUAGCGAACGUGUGGUUUGUUUGUAUCUCACAUUAAUUUUGUGAUUUAUUUAUCCUUUUCCCAGAUAAAUCUUAAAUUUUCUGUGUAUUAUGUAUGUAUUCACUUCCAAUUGAAGCCACAACCAGUUACAGUAACCCUAUUGACUUAAAUACCUUGUUUUCAGAUUCUCCACGACGCUGAACAAGGUGUUGUUGGCCUAUGCUGACAUGGUUCAGAAGGACUUCGGGAAAUUUGUGGACUCAGAGAAGCUGGCUUGUAUUCUCCUUAACAAUAUUCAACAACUUCGAGUGCAACUGGAGAAGAUUUACAAGGAAAUGGGGGGUGAUGACUUGGAUGAGGAGUCCAGAAGAGUCCUCAAUAAUCUCCAGAAGAAGCUGAACAGUGUUUUGGACAAGUUAUCUUCCCAGUUUGUAUCCACAUUGGAACCUCAUAUUCAAGAACAAACAGCCAAAUUGGGAGCAUUACUCUGUAAAAUCAAGGGAACCCAAGUGGAAUCCAGUCAACUUGGUCCAGAUGUGGAUAUGGUGCUGGUUCCGUUGAUGGAUUUGCUGGAAGGAUCGCUGCAACGAUAUGCUCAGCAAUGCGAAAAGACCGUGUUGAAGUACAUCCUGAAGGAGUUAUGGAAAUUGACUAUCAUGAAUAUGGAGAAGAUGGUCGUUUUGCCGACUAUGAGCGAUAAGGCGGUAGGUUUCGGGCCAGUUUAGGGUUUUGUCAGACCUAAAUUAUAUGAUUUCUGACCAAUGUUUUACUAUCCGCGCCAUCUAAAUCAACAUUUUCCAGUUGAUUAAACAACUUCCCAAUGCCAAAAUCGGAGAUGUGACCAAGAUAAUGUCCCAUGUUAAGGAUGUUAAGGGAAUGAGUUCCGUGAAGGAAGUAAUGGACAUUGCCCGAGAUUCCGAGAGAUCCUUGACCCCCAAACAAUGCACCGUGCUGGACGCUGCUUUGGAUGCGAUCAAAGAAUGUUUCCACGCCGGAGGACAAGGACUCAAGAAGACAUUCUUCGAGAAGUCUCCGGAAUUACAAUCUCUAAAAUACGCCUUGUCGUUGUACACUCAGACAACUGAACAGCUGAUCAAGACCUUUAUCAGCACGCAGAAACAACAAGAUCAGCCAUCGCAGGAUCAACCGGUCGGAGAGAUCAGCGUUCAAGUCGAUCUCUUCUGCAAUCCAACUACCGGAGAGCAAAAAGUUACUGUGAAAAGUAAGCGUUCUCCACUUUGACCCAUACUGUGAUCGAUUUUGCCGGGUUUAUGAUACCAAGUACAAUGUAAUUUCAGUUAUUGCCGCCAACGAUCUCCGUUGGCAGACCACUGGUGUCUUCAAACCCUUCGUUGAAGUCCAUUUGGUUGGCCCUUAUCUGAAUGACAAAAAAAGGAAAUUCGCGACCAAAACCAAAAAUGGAAAAUGGGAUCCGAAGUUCAAUGAGACCUUCGUAUUGUAAGUAAAUCCUAUUUUUAAUAAACUGCUUCUUUUAGUUUGCUCGGAAACGAAGGAGAACCCGAAAAUUACGAACUGAUGUUCCAAGUAAAGGACUAUUACAUGGUCAGAGAAGAUCGAAUCGUCGGAGUGGGGGUUCUGCAGCUGGCUCAAGUGGUCACUGAAGGUAGGAGAAUAUCUGAAAAGGGCCUUGAGAUUAAUGACCGGCAAUACAUAACAAAUAAUUUCAGGUUCUCUCGCCCUCUGGGUCCAACUCGGACGUCAACUUUAUAUCGAUGAAACCGGCCUAAUCCUUCUACGAAUCCUCGGCCAACGCCAAAACGACGACAUUGCCAAAGAAUUCUACAAACUGAAGACGGACAGUCGUUACGAAUCCGAAUCCGUGAUGACAAAUUCAGCGUCGAGUCAGCAGAUCCGCCAAUAG